CUAAGAUGAGUUAACAGUGGAGAAGAAAAGGAGAAAAAAGGCAGAAAUAAAAAGCUGUUAGUUACGGUACAAGACGUCUGACACCAGGAGUAUUGUAGUGGGGGGAAAAAAUGCAAAUUGUAUACAGGGUUCUUUAUUCACCACCUUUUUUCUGUAUAAAUAUUUAAAUUUAGUCAAAUUAGUUGUAUUUUUUUACUUUUUAUAGUAUUUGCUCUUAAUGUUGCAAAUAGGCUAAGGAAUAUAUAUACUACUGCAUGUUGUGUACAUACUAACCUCUUGCUCAAGGUAUUUAUUAGUGUAUAAAUACUAAAUUCGUUUUUUAUGUAUUUGUCUGGUUUAUUCUAUUGAAAUAUUUUAAUUUUUAUUCUUUUUUCUGUUGCUAUUGACGUUAAGGUCAAACUAAGAAUUAGGGUAAACAAUUUUAGGGUAAACCAUGGGCACUUUAGCAACGCCAUUGCUAUCCAAGUAGCAGAACUCAUACAAUAACCUUCAGUUUUGUGAAAUGUAUAUGGCUAUAAACAAUUAAAUUAUGUAUUUUUGUCACCGUCCGACACAUUAUGAUGUGUUCUGUGUAUAAACUCUGUCCACUGCCACCUUGCGUGGACAGCGCGGGGUUUACGUACAGUGACGCGGGGUUUGAACUUGCAGCUGUGACGCACAGUGAGCCAGCCUCUUUGUUUGACUUUUUUCCCCCACGGAGGACUCAGAGAGACAGAGGGGAGGGUAAGAGGGAGUGAGAGAGACCAAGGACAGACCUCGUGAACCGGCGUUGUGGUUUUCAUAAAUCCAACCUUUUAUUAUUUUGAUCCAGAACAAACCGCGGAAGAGUUUCCACCACAUGUCCGGUCUCUGAACGUUGAUUUCAGUCACAUUUAUCCAUCAAACCGAUCAUAUGAACAUAGAAGAAUAUAUUGAAGAAGAUGAGGAACCACCUCUGCUGCUCAGCCCUCGUCCUUCUCACGGUGUUUGGCUGUGGUAGGACUGCACCGGUGCAGUGUCGGUGGGGGGAUGGGUGCGCGUGUCAUCAGUGUCCUGCAGGAGAGCAGCCGAGCAAGGUUUGUGGCCAAAUCCACAGUCCAACAGAGAAUGUAGAAUGUGGCGCCUGUCCAACCGGAACCUUCUCAGAUGCGUUCAGCUCCGAGCUGUGCCGUCCGCAUGUCUCCUGCGAGCUCCUGGGUCGAAAGGUCUCCGCCGCAGGCACUACAACGUCGGAUGCCACAUGUGGCGACUGUCUGUCAGGGUUUUAUUCCAACACUCCUCAGGAAGUUCCCAACCAAAGCCCAUGUUUGAAGCCCUCUCAUGCCAGACCAGUUCGCACGGUCGGUAAAGGUCCCUCUGCUGGUGCAGGUGGUCCGGCCAACGGCACGGUGGUGCAGAGUGCUGAGGAGAAGACAGCCGAGUAUGCUGUCUUUGCUUUGGUUCCCAUCUUCUGUGUGAUGGGCCUGCUGGGCAUCCUCAUCUGCAACAUCCUGAAGAAGAAAGGAUAUCACUGCACGGCCGAGAAGGAAGCAGCGGACGAAGAGACAGCCUCACCCAAGAAAGAAGGUAACACUUGUCCCCAUCUCUCUGAGGACGUGAAUGAAGACACCAUCAGUGUCCUGGUUCGUCUCAUCACUGAGAAGAAAGAAAAUGCUGCAGCACUGGAGGAACUGCUGCUAGAGUACGAGAACAAACAGAUGGCCAUGAGCAAAAGCUCAACAAUCAAGUUUCCUAUGCUGUCUCCCUUGGCGUCCUUCCGCUCGCUGCCUAGACUGUGCCCACAUCAGUCCCAUCUGCACACUAUCUCCGGUCUCUCCGGCCUGGCCCCAAGACACGGCUAUCGCUGCUCCCGCUGCUCUCAUAAGAAGUGGCCCCCUGUCCUUAUUCCUCCACUGGACCCCUUCAAAGAUCCUCUGAAGCCCUUGCCAACUCUCAUCCUGCCCUCCCUGAAUACAUCCACUGAUCAGCAAAAGAGCCCCCUGCUGGACGGAGUGUGUGCUGACACCCACCAUACUCAGAGUAUUGUGCCAAACAUUGUGCAGAGGGCUGAGGUGAAGGAGAAAACGGAGGGAGAAGUAACAGUGUUAUCUGUAGGGAGGUUUCAAGUUGCUCAGAUUCCUGAGCAGAAGCCCAUGACAUGUGAAACCAAAACUUCAUUCCAGGAGCAGAGAAAUUCUCUGUUUGGUGGCAAACUCUUCUCUUCUUCAUCUGGAAUCAAAAGAUGACGAGACAUGGAGGCACUGAAUGAUGACACUAAUUUAAUUACCUUAUCAUCUGAUGACUGAUGGUUGUUGGUAUAGGAAUUUUUUUGUGUGCAAAUGGACAAUUGUCAGCAUUCAAAUGACACCUGAAGGGAGAAUUACGGAAAGUAAAGAACAAAAGCAGAACGGAGUUGACCAUGCUAACGCCAAGAGAAGUGUUAUUGUUAUUCUUUUUUUUUCUUCUUAUUUUCGUAGAAACUUGACACGGAUCAGCUGUCAGUCAACCAUUUCAAUGACAGGUUGUACAAACAGUUUGCUUUUUUUUGAUUACACAUACACACGGAAGUUAACACUAGCUUUGUAGAAAACAUCUACAGUUCUCACUCACAUGGAACUAUGGGACUGUAGACAUAAGUAGAUCAUACAUUCCAUACAUAACUUUUUUUUUAGGAUUUCUAUGUUCAGUAUAUUUUAAUGUAAUGUUUUAGGGCUGGUAUGAAUUAAAGAUGACCACACUGUGUCAUAUUUGUAAGUCAUUAAUCCCAAAAGGCGUGUGAUGAAUAUGAGAGGAAAAUGCUGAUUAUAGAUUAUUUGUUAUAGAGAUUCACUCACCUUUUGACACAACAUGACCCUUUGUUUUACCAGAGUAUAAAAACACAAUUUGUUCCUCAUAGUUUCAUUGAAAUUGAAUUAGUAACUGCUGCUAAGUAAAUUCUGCUACGACUAAGAGUCUUGCAACUCUUGCAGCUUUAGUUUACACCAACUUUUCAUAAAACAUGCUGUCGUGAAGAAACACUACUCGGAUCAGCCAUAACGUUAUGACCAUCGUUAAAGAGGACUAGAAUAAGGACUUGACAAUGGCCAAGCUGUGGGAGACUUGACAGCUGGGUCAGAGCAUCUCAACUACUAGAAAUCUUCUGGUAUGUUUUUAGGAAGAAAUCUGCAUUUAAUAGCAAAAAAAAAAAAAAAAAAA
Molecule: messenger RNA, 3153 nt
Organism: Cynoglossus semilaevis (tongue sole)
Lineage: Eukaryota; Metazoa; Chordata; Actinopteri; Pleuronectiformes; Cynoglossidae
Gene: relt
Product: RELT TNF receptor
Exons: 11
Coding region: 921-2204 (427 amino acids)
Biological process (GO): apoptotic process
Molecular function (GO): protein binding
Source: RefSeq, a predicted model, not a curated record